AUGGCAAGCUCUCAGCUGUGGGGCCUCCUCGCGCUGCUCCACUGCGUCGGCGUCACCGUCUUCGUCCCCGUCUUGGUGCCCAGAGUGUCUGGAGAGAGGAGCAGGGCAAAUACGAGGGCCUACCCCCACAAUGCUCGUCAGCUGCCUACUUUCAUCUUCAGGUCAGGCGGCGUGAAGCAGCUGACACCGACGAAAAACAUAUCGUCGCUUUUGGAUAAUCUGCUGAAAGGAUAUGACCACAAACUCCGACCUUCCUUUGGGGGAGAGCCAACGACGGUAGAGAUCGACAUCGAGGUCCGGAGCAUGAGUCGGAUCUCUGAAAUGGACAUGACCUACUCGAUGGACUGCUACUUCCGCCAGUCGUGGGUGGACGAGCGCCUGGCCUUCUCUGACCUUGAGGAGGCCUUCACCCUGUCCGUGUCCGUGCUGGAGAAGCUGUGGAAACCCGACACGUUCAUUUACAACGGCAAACAGAGCUACGUUCACCUCAUCACCACGCCAAACAAGUUCAUAAGGCUCUACCAGAACGGAAGGAUUCUCUACUCGUCCAGGCUGACCAUCAACGCUAACUGCCCCAUGAACUUGCGUGACUUCCCGAUGGACACACAACACUGUCCUCUUAAGCUCGGCUCAUUCUCUUACACGACCCGCGAUGUGGUGUACAGGUGGAACAAAGACAGGCAGGUGGUCAUCGCUCCUGACCUCAUGCUCUCCCAGUUUGACCUCAUAGCUGCUCCUUCAGGGGAUGAAAAUACAACACGACGUGCAGGGGAAUUCUCCACCCUGCUGGCGAGCUUCUACCUGCAGCGCCACAUGGGGAACUUCCUGAUCCAGGUGUACGGCCCGUGUAUGCUGCUGGUCGUCCUGUCGUGGGUGUCCUUCUGGCUAAACAGGGAAGCCACCUCCGACCGCAUCUCUCUCGGCAUCACGACUGUGCUGACGAUGACCUUCCUGGGACUAGAGGCACGGACUGACCUUCCUAAGGUCUCUUACAUAACAGCUCUUGACCUCUUCGUUUGGAUUUCGUACGGCUUUAUCUUCGCCACAAUAAUAGAGUUCGCCUUCGUCCACGUCUUCACGAAAGUGGGGUCCGGCGAGGUCUACCUGUCGCACUCGAGCUCCGAGGCCGACUCCGAGGAGGACCCUGACGAGGAACUUGACCCUGAGGCUCCCCACCACCGCCGCCAGUCGCGUCUGCCAAGGUCCCGCGAGAGGGCGCCCAGACGUCCAACCUCUUCUAAACUCGACCAGAUUAACUCCGUCUCCAACAUCGACGAAAUCUCGCGAGUGCUCUUCCCGUUCGCUUUCGUGUGCAUCAACCUCCUCUAUUGGUACACGUUCCUCUCCCACACGGAGUGGUCGCAGAAUCGAUUCUGA
Messenger RNA from Penaeus chinensis, 1377 nucleotides. Its product is annotated as gamma-aminobutyric acid receptor alpha-like. NCBI's taxonomy places the organism in Eukaryota, Metazoa, Arthropoda, Malacostraca, Decapoda, Penaeidae. Gene Ontology annotation, molecular function: GABA-A receptor activity; neurotransmitter receptor activity; extracellular ligand-gated monoatomic ion channel activity. The transcript has 11 exons. The record is from RefSeq and is a predicted model, not a curated record. Gene Ontology annotation, cellular component: synapse; membrane; neuron projection. Bases 1 to 1377 code for a protein of 458 amino acids. Gene Ontology annotation, biological process: nervous system process; chemical synaptic transmission; regulation of membrane potential.